AUGGGGGCUGGUUCCAGGAUGAAGGGGCUGGAGUCACAUGGAGACAAUCUUUUGAUUAAUGUCCAAAUUACUUGCUCUGCUCCCAAACCUCUGACUGGAGAUUUGCAGACACAGGGGAACUUUCCUCUUACAUCUGGAUUGAUUGUAUUUGAUGAGAGCAAGAUGAGCCUGCUGCAUGUGAAGGGGCCAGCAGUGCACUACUACUAGUCCGGGAGGAUCCGCCAAACUCUGGAGAACUUUUCUGCACUGAGAUCCAGAAGGUGAGAGCUGGAGGAUCAGAGUCCUGGGAUAUAACAUGACAGAGGAACAUAAGCCUGAUGGAAAGGUGGAGAGCAGCAAGGACCUGGAGAGGCAGCUUCGUCUUAGGGUCUGUGUUCUCAGCGAACUCCUUAAGACUGAGAGGGACUAUGUGGGGACCUUGGAGUUCCUUGUCUCGGCGUUUCUCCACCGAAUGAUGCAAUAUGCUGCUUCAAAAUCUGAUAAAAAUGUCACAGAGGAAACCGUAAAGAUGUUAUUCUCCAACAUUGAGGACAUUCUUGUGGUACACAGAGACUUUCUAUCCCUCAUUGAAGAAUGUUUGCACCCGGAACCUAACGCCCAUCAAGAAGCAGGAAGCUGUUUUCUACUAUUUAAAGAUCGUUUUGCCAUUUAUGAUGAAUACUGCAGCAACCACGAAAAGGCACAGAAACUUCUUCUAGAACUUAACAAGAUAAGAACAGUGCGGACCUUCCUGCUGAACUGCAUGCUCCUGGGUGGACGGAAAAACACAGAUGUUCCACUGGAAGGAUAUUUAGUUGCACCAAUCCAGAGAAUAUGCAAGUACCCACUUCUUUUGAGAGAAUUACUGAAGAGGACCCCAAAGAGACAUCGUGAUUUCACGUCUGUGGUGGAGGCUUUGCAGGCAAUGAAGGCUGUGUGCUCCAACAUCAAUGAGGCUAAGAGACAGAUGGAAAAACUAGAAGUGCUGGAGGAAUGGCAGAGCCAUAUAGAGGGAUGGGAGGGGUCCAACAUAACAGAUACUUGCACUGAAAUGCUGAUGCAGGGAAUCCUUUUAAAAAUUUCCUCUGGGAAUAUCCAGGAGCGGAUUUUCUUUCUCUUUGAUAACCUUUUAGUGUAUUGCAAAAGAAAACAUCGGCGUCUGAAGAACAGCAAAGCAUCUACAGAUGGGCUCCGCUACCUCUUCCGAGGCCGGAUUAACACAGAAGUGAUGGAGGUUGAAAAUGUUGAUGAUGGAACAGCUGAUUUCCAUAGCAGUGGUAAUCUUGUAGUCAAUGGCUGGAAGAUACACAACACAGCAAAGAACAAGUGGUUUGUGUGUAUGGCAAAGACCCCAGAGGACAAACAGAAGUGGCUGGAAGCCAUUCUGAAAGAGAGGGAGAAGAGAAAAAGUCUGACACUAGGUAUGGAGCAGGACACCUGGAUGAUGAUAUCAGAGCAAGGAGAAAAACUCUAUAAAAUGAUGUGUAAGCAAGGAAACCUUAUCAAAGACCGAAAGAAGAAACUGACAACAAUCCCAAAAUGUUUUCUUGGCAGUGAAUUUGUGGAAUGGCUACUGGAGAUUGGAGAAAUUCACAAACCAGAAGAAGGUGUUAACCUUGGCCAAGCAUUACUGGAGAAUGGAAUAAUCCAUCAUGUUUCAGAUAAACACCAGUUCAAAUCGGAGCAGAUGUUGUAUAGAUUCCGGUAUGAUGAUGGCACCUACUACCCUAGAAAUGAAAUGCAGGAUAUGAUAUCAAAGGGUGUAAGACUAUACUGCCGACUGCACAGUCUGUUUACGCCAGUUAUUCGGGAUAAAGACUAUCAUCUUAGGACGUACAAGUCAGUAGUGAUGGCAAACAAGCUGAUAGAUUGGCUUAUUGCUCAGGGGGACUGUCGCACAAGAGAGGAAGCCAUCAUUCUUGGAGUUGCACUUUGUGAUAACGGAUUCAUGCACCAUGUGCUAGAGAAGAGUGAGUUCAAAGAUGAACCUCUGUUAUUUCGGUUCUUCUCUGAUGAAGAAAUGGAAGGAUCCAAUAUGAAGCACAGACUCAUGAGACAUGACUUGAAGAUUGUUGAGAAUGUUAUAGCUAAAUCUCUCUUGGUAAAACCCAAUGAUGGGAGCUAUGGUUUUGCUCUAGAAGAUAAAAAUAAAGUCCCCAUUGUUAAAUACAUUGAAAAAGGUUCUAGUGCAGAGUUGUCAGGAAUGGCGGUCGGAAAAAAAAUCUAUGCUGUAAAUGGUGACCUUGUUUUCCUGAGGCCGUUUCAAGAAGUGGAUUGUUUUCUGAGGACUUGCUUAAACAGCAGAAAACCUCUGAGGAUUCUCAUGAGCACAAAACCGAGGGAGACAGUAAAAAUUCCAGAUUCACCAGAGGGACUCGGAUUCCAGAUAAGGGGUUUUGGACCAUCUGUUGUACAUGCUGUGGGUAGAGGGACAGUGGCAGCAGCUGCUGGUCUUUACCCUGGACAGUGCAUCAUCAAAGUGAAUGGGAUCAAUGUCAGCAAGGAGAGCCAUGCCAGCGUUAUCGCCCAUGUGACUGCAUGCAGGAAGUACCGACGCCCCAUGCAGCAAGAUUCCAUACAAUGGAUAUAUGACAGUAUUGAGAGCGCAAAGGAAGACAUCUUAAAGCCUACACAUCCUAAACCUAUAGGAGACAAUGAUGGGGAUGGUUUUGAUUGCAAAGUAGAAGAGGUUAUUGACAAGUUUAGUACGAUGGCAAUAAUAGACGGGAAAAAGGAUCAUGUAAGCCUCACUGUGGAUAACGUUCAUCUGGAGUAUGGAGUUAUUUAUGAAUAUGACAGCACUGCCGGAAUCAAAUGUCAUGUAGUGGAGAAGAUGGUAGAACCAAAGGGCUUUUUUAGUUUAAGUGCCAAGAUCUUAGAUGCUCUUGCAAAAAGCGAUGAACAAUUUGUACAAAACUGCAGCAAUCUUCAUUCCUUACAUGAAGUCAUUCCUCCUGAGCUGCACAAUAAAUUUAACAUCAUUUGUCGAGAGAAAAUUGAACACAUCUACAGGCGGAUCACUAGCUAUAGAAAGUUUUCAAGGGUCCUGAAAAACCGAGCAUGGCCGACAUUUAAACAAGCCAAGUCAAAAAUAUCACCUCUACAUAGCAGUGAUUUCUGCCCAACAAACUGCCAUUUCAAUGUAAUGGAGGUGUCAUACCCCAAAACCUUGACAUCACUUGGGAGCGCUUUUGGGGUCCAGUUAGACAGCAGAAAGCAACCAUCCCAAGACAAGGAGAAUAAGAAUACAGAGCAAGGCAAACUAAAUCCUAUGGUAUACAUACAACACACCAUAACCACAAUGGCUGCGCCUUCAGGACAUUCAUUGGGUCAAAGAGAUGGUCACGGACUGAGAUAUCUACUUAGCAAUGAAGAUUUAGAAACACAAGAUAUCCAUCACAAAUUACUGUGCAAACUCCAUUCAGCUCUGGCAGAGGUGGAAAGAUGUGUCUCCCAGAUUGAUGAGCUUUUGUCUUCAAUAACUUGCUCUCCCAAAUGUGAACGUAAAACAGAAAAUGUAAUCGCACUGGAUGGAGAUGAGAAAGGAGAGAAGAACGGGAAGAGAGUCUGCUUUAAUGUUGCAGGAGAAGAGCAGGAGGACUCGGGACAUGACACCAUCAGCAACAGAGACUCUUAUAGUGAUUGUAACAGCAACAGAAACUCCAUCGCGUCAUUCACGAGUGUCUGCAGCAGCCAAUGUAGUUCCUACCUUCACAGUGAUGACAUGGAUUCUGGAGAUGAGAUGCCUUUAAAUGUACGGAUUUCUCAUGAGAAACAGGACAAAUUACACAGCUGCCUAGAACAUCUUUUCAGUCAGGUGGAAUCAAUAACUAAUCUUCUAAGAGGACCGGCCGUAGCCAGAGCAUUUGAGCAAACGAAAUACUUCACACCUGGCCGGAGUUUACAAGAAUUUCAGCAGGAAAUGGAACCUAAAUUAAGCUGUCCAAAGCGGUUACGACUUCACAUUAAACAGGACCCUUGGAAUCUGCCCAGUAGUGUUCGCAUUCUCGCACAGAACAUUAAAAAGUUUGUUGAAGAAGUGGAAACACGCAUACUGUUGGCUCUGCUGGAAUAUACAGAUAGUGAAGUUCAGCUGAGGAGAGAUAUGGUGUUUUGCCAGAGUUUGGUGGCCACCAUCUGUGCCUUCUCUGAACAGCUUAUGGCUGCAUUAAAUCACAUGUAUGACAGCAAUAAAGAAUAUGAAGUGGAAACACAAGAAGCCAGUAGAAGAUGGUUGGAGCAGAUUGCUAAUGCUGGUGUUCUCUUCCACUUCCAGUCUCUUCUUUCUCCCAAUAUGACAGAUGAACAAGCGAUGCUAGAGGACUCACUUGUGGCCCUUUUUGAUUUGGAGAAGGUCAUGUUUUACUUUAGACAUGCAGAACAUGGUCCACAAAUUGCAAAUGUUCCUAUUACCUAUCAAGCAGAAGGAAGUCGCCAAGCUCUGAAAAUUUACUUCUACAUAGACAGUUAUCAUUUUGAGCACCUUCCACAAAGGCUGAAGAAUGGAGGAGGAUUUAAAGUUCACCCCGUCCUAUUUUCUCAAGCUCUGGAGAGUAUGGACGGCUAUUAUUACAAGGAUAAUGUCUCUAUUGAAGAAUUUCAGGCCCAGAUUAAUGCCGCUUCACUUGAGAAAGUUAAACAGUACUAUCAAAAACUGAGGGCCUUUUACUUGGAUAAGACAAAUCUGCCUCCAAAUACCACAUCUAAAGCUGCAUACAUUGAUAAGUUGAUGAGGCCGCUCAAUGCUUUGGAUGAACUGUAUCGGCUGGUUGAUUCAUUUAUCCAUUCUAAGCGUACAGCAGCCUGUGCCUACACCGCAUGCAGUGCCUCAGGAGUUGGACUGCUAUCAGUGUCUUCAGAACUUUGCAACCGUCUUGGGGCGUGCCAUGUAAUAAUGUGCAAUAGUGGAGUGCAUCGAAGCACUUUGAGUGUUACUCUUGAACAGGCUCUUAUUCUCGCACGGAGUCAUGGGCUGCCUCCCCGCUACAUCAUGCAAGCAACAGAUGUCAUGAGAAAACAGGGAGCAAGGGUUCAGAAUACUGCUAAGAAUUUGGGUGUUAGAGACAGAACGCCAACUUCUGCUCCAAGGUUGUACAGACUGUGCCAGCCGCCUCCUGCUGAUGAUGAACCCUGAAUGUACCCACCAUGGAAUCGAGUGGAUCAUUUUAGCAGAACUUGUUUCACAACUGUUCUUGUAAAUGUGGAUCUUCAAUACAAGAGAAACAAAAGUCUUUUUUUUUAAAGCAGACAAGACACUUCAUUGCAACUUGGAAGCUAUAAGGACUUUACGCCAGCGGCAUAUUUUGUACACUGGAAUCCCACUGGAUGAAGCACUUAUGUGGUGUAAAAUAUCAACAAAGGACAUUGAAUGUUUUCGAAUCGUCAUUUCAAAUGGUUUUUCCACAUACAGACAGGACCUACUUUAAUAUUUGUAUUAAUUAUAUGUCAGUGAAAAAGGAAAUAUAUUUCUAAAGGAAACAUUUAUAUCUACUUUGCUAUCAAUAAACGGCUACAUAUAUAAUAUAUGUCAUAAUUCUGUAGAGCAUAAAGCACAGUUCAUUGUUAUCUUUAUUGGACUUUUCCUCCAAAAACCUGUUAAAUAGAAGAAAUAGAAUUUUUAUAACUGAUUAAUACAUUAAUAAUGUACAACAUUUGGGCAAUGCAUUAAAUAGACUGACAUUUA
Messenger RNA from Hyla sarda, 5662 nucleotides. It is a transcript of the gene PREX2, whose product is annotated as phosphatidylinositol-3,4,5-trisphosphate dependent Rac exchange factor 2. Bases 296 to 5113 code for a protein of 1605 amino acids. The record is from RefSeq and is a predicted model, not a curated record. Gene Ontology annotation, biological process: intracellular signal transduction. NCBI's taxonomy places the organism in Eukaryota, Metazoa, Chordata, Amphibia, Anura, Hylidae. The transcript is spliced from 40 exons. Gene Ontology annotation, molecular function: guanyl-nucleotide exchange factor activity; protein binding.